AUGGCGAAUACAACCACAACAUCAACAAAUACAAUAACAUUGUACAAUGAUACAUUUGAUGUGGUUGAUGAGACCAAUGAUGGUUUACAAUUUUCGGCUGAUAUUUUAAAUCAAUAUUUCCUAUCCGGUCAAUUACAAUCAACCAUAUAUCAAGAGGAAAAAAUCAACUAUGAAAUUCUCAAUGAUAUGGAUUCUAUCGAAAUAAUUCAAGAUGAAGAAACCAUUUUAUCACAAAAAUUAAGUCAAUUAUCGACAAAAAACAAACAAGAAAUGGGUUUAUCUUCGAUGAUCGAUAAAAAACGACGGCAUAGUUCUGCAACCAGUCCCUGUACAACAUCAAAGAAAAUUAAAACAGCUGAAGAUAGCAGUGACGAAGACGACGAUAUCGAUAUUCAAGAUACAAACCCGAAAGAGCAAAUUCCAAAUUAUUUAACAAUCAAUCAUCUCGCAUUUGUUCGUAUGAAUGCGACUAUUUUAAAACAGGCUCCAUCGAUUACUGUCACUGAUCUACAAGAAAUGGCUUUUUUCAUGCAUCAAAUUGAAGCUAUUCGUAUGAAGAAAGUGAUUACGAAUAUUUAUUUAAAAUCCGUCACUGGCACAUUAACAGAACCAGAAUUAGAUUUAAUUGAAGUUGAUCGACGAGUAUAUCCAAUGCAAGUUAAAUCUUUACUUUUAGCAAAACAACCAAAAACAACUGCCAUAACAACAACCACAACCACAACCAUGGAAAUGAAUGAACCUGAUCAACAGUCUGCUUGUGAAAAAUUAAUCCAUCAACGUUUAGAAGAAUUACAGGAAGAAAUGCAAUAUUAUGAAAAAAAGUUAUUGGAAAAAAAAAAUUCUUUAACUGGAUAUACAUUAGAUAUGAAUGAAACUCUACAAAAAUUUGUUCAAGAAUAUGGAAUUAAACCACUUGAAUUAAAAUAUCAAUUAAAAAAAACAAUUGUAAUACAUGAUUUUGAAUUAGAAAUUCUUGAAAGAAAAUAUAAUGCAGAAAAACCAAAUGAAUAUCAAAAUGAAAUUGUAAAACGUCUAUCAACCAUGAGACGUCAAGUGGAAAAAUCAAAACGAGCAAUGAUGGAAUUAAAACAAGGUGUAUUCUUUCAUAAAUCUUCCGUGUCAUUUGAUUCUAUUCAAUUGUCAACUUCGUCUCUUAAUGAUACAAACAUAAAUAAUCAAGGAAAACAAAAAAAAUUUCUUAAUCAAUAUGAAUAUCAACUUCGAUGUAAGAAACUUGAUUUAAUUGCUUUACAUUUACCACAAGCAGAAUUAACUUAUUAUCGAUUUCAAGCUGAAUUUGAUACUGAAUUAGCUUCGAUGUGGAAAAAUCAUCGUAAUUUUGUUAAAGAUCAAGGAAUGAUACAAUCACUCCUUAGUUUACUUGAAAAACGUCUUGCUAGUAUUACCAAUCGAUGGAGAGAUAUAUAUAAUUAUCGAAUUGAUUAUUAUCUUCAAAAUGCAUAUGAUGAAUUAGAUCACAGUAAUCCAGAAGAAAUAACACAAUAUGUAAAAAUUAUGUCACCUUCAUCCUCGAUUAUGAUCGAUGCACAACAUCCAUUGAAUGAAAAACAACUACAAUUAUUAAGUCGUGGACCCAAUUAUGUACCACCUUGUUUCAUGUAUACAACAUUAUCUUAUGAAUCGAUGGGUGAUAUUGUCAAAAAACAAUAUGCUCCAUUCAAACAUACACUCAAUAACUUAUUUUUAAAAUAUAAACUUAAUUUAAAUUUACAAAUGGAAAUUCAUAAGAAAGUAUACGAUUUAUUUCAAGAUUUAUUUUCCAAAUCAAUUCCAUCGGAUCUUUUUCAACGUGCACAGUAUGAAAAAAAAUUAAUUGAAUCCAUUCGAUUUUCUUUCCAGAAACAUAAUAUUAUUUUACGAAGAACUGCUGAUAAUAUGAAUAUAUUCUAUAUGGGAAAUAGAGAAGAAUUCGAAAAAAAAGCUGAUCGAUAUUUAUUAACCUCCGAAAAUUACGAUCUUCUAUUUGAUACUAAUGAUACCAAUAGCGAAAAACCAUUAAAUAUGGCUAUCAAAGAUAUGAUAGAAUCCAUGAAUGCUUUAUUAGAAAAAUUAAAAAUACAUAAAGCCAUUACUAUGGAUUUAUAUAAACAAUUUAUGGCUGAUCCAACCAAUAUUAAAAUACCAUACUUAUAUUUUCUACCAAAUAUAUCCAAUGAAAAUGUGAUGUCAUUGGUACCGAUUGUUACAUCUCAAUAUAGUAUAACAUGGAAAAUUGCUAAAUAUUUAAAUAAAUUAUUACGACCCUAUGCUGAUGGAGUAUUACGAUCAACAUCAUUUUUUGAUGAAAAUGAUUUUAUUCGAAAAUUAUAUCGUUAUGCCAAUGUGGAUUGUCGUCUUCGUCCAUCAACCAUUUUUUGUUCUAUUAAAAUCACGAACUUUUAUACAUUAGAUGAACAUGAAGAAAUGAUAGAUGUUAUUGGAUAUUUUUUGCAAGAUAAUUUAGCAACAAACAAACUUGAACCACUGACAAUUCAAACUAUUCGAAAUUUACUACAUUUAUUUCUUCAUAAUAAUAUUUUUUCAUACAAGAAUAGUAUUUAUAAAUUCACUAAAGGUAGUCCAAACACAAUACCAUUAACGGAAACCUUAUCCAAUAUUUAUUUAUUUAUGUGGCAAAAGAAAAUAUUAAAAGAAGUCAAUCAAAAUAUUGAAUUAUUUGGAAGAUACAAAGAUCAAAUAUUUUUUACAUGGAGUAAAUCAACUGCUAUAGCAUUGGAAGCAUUUAUUGAAGAUCUUCGAGAACAAAAUGGAAAUGUUCGUUUUCAAAAAUUAAUUGGUCCCAAUGUUUCAUUUCUCAAUGCUUAUAUUGAAAAUCGACAAGGUCAAUUAUAUAGUCGAGUUCAUCAUGAUUUUAAUAUGCCACGUUAUAUAUUACCUUAUGUUACCGGUCACACCAAAUCAUGUCAUAGUGGUCACCUAUUUUUAUCUUUAAUACGUGCUGUUUGUUAUUGUACAUCCGUAGAUGAUUUUCAACAAGAACGAAUUUAUUUAGAAAUAACUUAUCUUAUUAAUGGUUAUUCACUCUUAUUUCUUGAAACUCAUGUCAAGCGGUUUUUUAAUUAUUUUGAUUCUGAAACAAUGCGUUUUUCAUAUAAUCAAAAUAGCUAUCAUAAAUUUCGUCAACUAUGGUUUCAAUAUGUUCAGCAACGACAAGAACAAUCACAACAACUACAAAAAUUUGAUGAUACUAAUUGUUUAUUUCAAUUUGAUUAUAUAUAUGAUUUUGGUCCCAAAUGUCGUUUUAAUCGAGAAUUUCGUCGCCUUUGGCACGAUUACUUUCAACACCAUCCAACUCUAUCAGAAGAUAAUUGCCAUAUUAUCCUCAAUCCAAAGAAUUUUCAUUCUUUAAAUUCAUUAUUAGGAAUGGAUAAACCAUCUACUUCAUUGGCAUCAACUCAAUCAAGUACUUCUUCGUCGAUAGAUAGUGAAACAAACGAGCGAAAUUUAAGUCAACAAAUUCGUACAACAGAUGUGAAAGUAAAUUUAAUCGAUUGUAUGAAAUGUUAUGUACGAAUUCCGCGUUGUACGUUCGAACAACAAGCAUGCAAUUGUGAUGCAAAUACGAACAGAGAUAUGGUCCAAGAAGUAGAAGAAUUUCGACAAGAACAAGAACAGGAUUCUCCCAAACAAGUGAACAAAAAAGAAAAUGAGAAUUCACCAACAACUAAAUUCAUUUAUAAUAUUAGCAAUGAAAAUGAGAUAACUAGUCUUAUUGUUAUAGAUUUACCAUGGUCACAAACUUCUCAACCAAAUACAGCAGCUGAUGUUUAA
Molecule: messenger RNA, 3792 nt
Organism: Rotaria sp. Silwood2
Lineage: Eukaryota; Metazoa; Rotifera; Eurotatoria; Philodinida; Philodinidae
Source: the annotation of a GenBank genome assembly